Syngnathus typhle (broad-nosed pipefish) is the source of this 3009-nucleotide messenger RNA. It is a transcript of the gene cyp26b1, whose product is annotated as cytochrome P450 26B1. The coding region runs from base 187 to 1725 and encodes 512 amino acids. NCBI's taxonomy places the organism in Eukaryota, Metazoa, Chordata, Actinopteri, Syngnathiformes, Syngnathidae. Gene Ontology annotation, biological process: sterol metabolic process. The transcript is spliced from 7 exons. The record is from RefSeq and is a predicted model, not a curated record. Gene Ontology annotation, molecular function: monooxygenase activity; oxidoreductase activity, acting on paired donors, with incorporation or reduction of molecular oxygen; iron ion binding.
UUUGACUGACGCACACACGCACAGUGCGCCCACACGCGCGCGCCCACAGAAGCAGCAGCCGAAGCAUCCUCCGCGCCUCCUCCUCCUCCCUGCGCUCGUCAUCAUCAUCUUCACCUUCACGCGAGCGGCAUGAGGUGGUCCGGCUGCUAGGAGCUCGUCGCGUCCCCUCCCACCCCCGGCCCCAGCAUGCUCUUCGACACCUUCGACCUGCUGUCUGCGCUGGCCGCGCUGGCGGCGUGCGCGCUGUGCGUAGCGCUGCUGCUCGCCGUGUCACAGCAGCUGUGGCAGCUGCGCUGGACCGCCACGCGGGACAAGAAGUGCAAGCUGCCCAUGCCCAAGGGCUCCAUGGGCUUCCCUUUCAUCGGCGAGACGUGCCACUGGCUCCUGCAGGGUUCGAGUUUCCACGCCUCGCGGAGACAAAAGUACGGCAACGUGUUCAAGACGCACCUGCUGGGCCGCCCGCUGAUCCGCGUGACGGGCGCCGAGAACGUGCGCAAGGUGCUGAUGGGCGAGCACACGCUGGUGACGGUGGACUGGCCGCAGAGCACCGCUGCCCUGCUCGGACCCAACUCGCUCGCCAACAGCAUUGGCGACAUCCACCGCAAGAGGAGGAAGGUGUUUGCCAAAGUGUUCAGCCACGAGGCCUUGGAGUCGUACCUGCCCAAAAUCCAGCAGGUGAUUCAAGAGAGCUUGCGAGUGUGGAGCUCCAACCCCGAGCCCAUCAAUGUCUACAGGGAGAGCCAGAGGUUGUCCUUCACCAUGGCGGUGAGGGUGCUUCUUGGAUUUCGGGUCUCCGAGGAGGAGAUGAAGCACUUAUUCUCCGCCUUCCAGGACUUUGUCAACAAUCUCUUCAGCCUGCCUAUCGACAUGCCCUUCAGCGGCUACAGGAAGGGUCUGCGAGCUCGCGACAAGCUGCAGAAGAGCAUCGAGAAAGCCAUCAGGGAGAAGCCGCUGUGUACGCACGGUAAAGACUACAGCGACGCUCUGGACGUCCUCAUGGACAGCGCCAAGGAGAACGGCGCCGAGCUCACCAUGCAGGAGCUCAAGGAGUCCACCAUCGAGCUGAUCUUCGCCGCCUUCGCCACCACGGCCAGCGCCAGCACCUCCCUCAUUAUGCAGCUCCUGCGCCACCCGCCGGUCCUGGAGCGCCUACGGGAGGAGCUGAGGGGGCGGGGCUUCCUCCAUAACGGCCGCCUGUGCCCCGAAGGAGAGUUGCGUCUGGACACCAUCGUCAGUCUCAAGUAUCUGGACUGCGUCAUCAAGGAGGUCUUGAGGCUCUUCACGCCCGUCUCAGGGGCUUACCGGACCGCCAUGCAGACCUUUGAACUUGACGGGGUGCAGAUUCCAAAAGGCUGGAGCGUGAUGUACAGCAUCCGAGACACCCAUGACACGUCGUCUGUCUUCAAGGACGUGGACGCCUUCGACCCCGACCGCUUCAGCCAGGAGCGCGGCGAAGACAAGGAGGGGCGCUUCCACUACCUGCCCUUCGGCGGCGGCGUGCGUUCCUGCCUGGGCAAGCAGCUGGCCACGCUCUUCCUCCGCCUCCUGGCCAUCGAGCUGGCCAGCACCAGCCGCUUUGAGCUGGCCACGCGACACUUCCCCCGCGUGAUCACCGUGCCCGUGGUCCACCCGGUGGACGGGCUGAAGGUCAAGUUCUACGGCCUGGACUCCAACCAGAACGAGAUCAUGGCCAAGUCGGAGGAGCUGCUCGGAGCCACCGUGUGAAGGCGUCGACGGGGGCGAUUGAAGGAGGGAAAAGAAGGACGCCACAUUUUCUUCUCCACGUUUUCGGACUAAUAGGAACAUUUUUUUUUCAUCUCCUGUUCCGACGGAAGAGGAAUAAGCUGCCGUAAGGAUUCUGCUCUCAACUUAACAAAAAAGUGAUGGAAUAUCUUGGGAAUGCAUCGAGGGGUGCCGGGGAAAUGAGGUGUUAGGCAAGGUGGAUCAAACAGGGUACCGGAGAACAGGAAGCAUUUGCUUCAUCCAAAUUGGUCAAUCAUCGGAGCAGGGUUAACAGGGGUGAUAAAGAUCCAGUCGUCCGGACGCAAAAAAAAAAAUCUAAAGUAAAACGUGAGCUAAAGUGUCGAGUUCAACUGCAUUCCCGUUGACUGAAAAUCACCUUGGUCUGGCUUCAGAAAUGCCUUUGGAAAGUUCGCUGCCUCCCAGCCUCCCCAUUGGCUAAAUCUCCCCGCCUGCUCACUUCCGACAUUAUUUCAUUGGAAAGUCGCCGAAGAGGGAGCGCGUCGGAAGCAAACGAGCACCCGCUUCCGAUGUACAUCCGAUGACAUGUAAACGCUGCUCGUCCUUGUCUUGUCGUCGUGUUUGUUCUUGAAUGUCGCUCCCGCUUUGAUGCUCCUCGCAAGCACGUCGAUAAAAAUAAAAAUAAAAGAAAAUCAUUCCAUCCCGGCGUCCCUCAAACCAACCAAAAGCCCGAGCGGCGCGGACCAAUGAGAUUUGAGGGGCGGGGCACGGGGAACGACCAAUAGCGUGGCUCGCCGUCCUGUCUUAACACACCACUGACUUGUUCAGGAAAACACAUGACGAGUAUUCUCUUUGCUGCUUCUUUGUGGACAUCGUCUCACGGAGACGUUGAGAUGUCCAAACGUGUUUGUUUUUGUCAAACUCACUUUGUCUCACUAGAUACACGUUAGUAGGCGCGAGCUAGCUAACUAGCGCAAUGAAAGAAACUGAUCAACGGUCAAGUACGUACAGUACACACGCGUCAGUUAUCUAAUUUGAAGGUCUGCAUUUUGUAUAAAUCAACACAAAAAAAAAAAAAAGAGCGUUCACAUGCUACUUCUUGAAAUCGUGUCAUACUCAAGCAAGCUCGCAAACCGCGGGAAGAAAAAAAAUCAGCUAUCGACUAAUAACCUAACAUUAUAAUGUUAUUAUUGUUGUUCUACUUUUUAUUCUACCACAGAGUGAUUUUAGUUUUGAGCCGAAAUGAGAAAAAAAAAAGGAAAAUACUGGAUUUCUAUAGAAUGUUAUGUAUUUCAUUUACAUUGUGUA